Cadophora gregata is the source of this 513-nucleotide messenger RNA. RefSeq lists its product as uncharacterized. The transcript has 2 exons. The coding region runs from base 1 to 513 and encodes 170 amino acids. Lineage: Eukaryota; Fungi; Ascomycota; Leotiomycetes; Helotiales; Ploettnerulaceae. The record is from RefSeq and is a predicted model, not a curated record.
AUGGAUAUGUGGUCUUUUGCAUUCGCGGCUUCUAUUGCGGCGGCCGAGGCUUGUGGUGAAGAUACAAAAAAUAUGGCUCGACCACCCGACAGUUGGGAAGACGUUUUACAAGGUCGACCAGAACUUCGGUCGCAUAUUCAUAGGUUUGUUCGCGUAUGUAAAGAAAGGAAAUCAGCACAAACGUACAACCGAAGUCGGAGCCCAGAAACCUCGACAGACAGAUGGAGAGAAACGGGGCAGCUGAUGCAAAUUGGUAUGGUGCUCUGGCAAUCUGUUAUGUCGCUACCCAACUAUGAAUCAGAAAUACGACCGCGGAUCCCGCCCCCAGGCCAGUCACACGGUUCGAUGCUUGCUUGGCUAAAGGGUCUCUUCUCUGUCCUGGUCGCACAGCACUAUGGAAACUGCGAGACUGUGGAAGCUAAGAAAGUAAUAGAGGACUUCAUGAAUGACCUGAGAACGUUUAAAAGACGACGAGAACUUUCGACUACUUCACCUUCAUCCGGCCACCAAUAG